Ipomoea nil (Japanese morning glory) is the source of this 1831-nucleotide messenger RNA. RefSeq lists its product as uncharacterized. NCBI's taxonomy places the organism in Eukaryota, Viridiplantae, Streptophyta, Magnoliopsida, Solanales, Convolvulaceae. The transcript is spliced from 8 exons. Gene Ontology annotation, biological process: regulation of peptide transport. The record is from RefSeq and is a predicted model, not a curated record. The coding region runs from base 449 to 1636 and encodes 395 amino acids. Gene Ontology annotation, cellular component: membrane.
AUUGCUUGCAAAUUCCUCCAUCCAGAACUGUGGGACAAAUUCUCCGAAUUCUUCUAUCGAAGCAAUUCGAUUAAAAUUUCCCUCUAUUUUUUAUUUUCUAAUCUUAGCAGGCUUUCCUUGUCUGUUUGUUAAAAAGAAGAAAUAAGAAAUUCUUGAAUACACAUAAAAUUUUUUUCCCUCGUUGGCACAUCGGCAUCAAACGCUUGUAUUGUAAUCCACCGACGUGCUUUUAGCAGGUCAAAUUUCACUCACAGGUGAGGGGUGCCCCCAACAUUUCGUUGCGUUUCAAUUCUCUGAAGGAGAAAAAUAGAAAAGUAGAGCAGAAAAGUAGAAAACCGAAGUGUUGGCUCAAAGAUCCGAGGCUUUGAGGUGAAAAAGGUCAGAUCUUUAUUGUUUUCUUGGCGAGAAAACAAGAUUUCAAUCUGGGUAUUUAUUGAUAGUGUUUGUGAUGGGGUGGAGGUACAAGGCCGGUUUGUUCCUUAUUGGUGCAGUUGUUGUCAUUUGGGUUACCUCUGCUGAAGUCACCCAGGGCAUUUUCACGGACUAUAAGCAGCCAUUUGCUGUGACAUAUCUUGGUGCUUCUUUGCUGGUAAUUUAUCUCCCGGUAGCUUUUCUCAAGGACUGCAUAUGUGGCUAUCUUAAUGGACGCCGUACUAAAAGUGAUAAGAGCAUUGAAAGCAAUGAUGCAUCACAUGCUAACAUUAGCUCUCCUUUGAAGUAUGUCGGGGAGAAAGUCUUUGAGAUUGAAAUUCAGGGAUCCUUGAGUAGAAAAGACAGUGAUCAAAAUCUUUCUGGUGAGCAAGAAGGAGUGCCACUGAUUAGUAGCUCCGCUGGUGAUGGCAAUCAUAUCAAACAAGAAAAACAGGUCACAACCAGAGAAAUUGCUCGCUAUGGAUUUUAUAUUGCCCCUAUCUGGUUUGUUACUGAGUACUUAUCAAAUGCUGCUCUUUCCUACACCAGUGUGGCAAGUACAACAGUAUUAUCUGCUACUUCGGGAUUAUUCACUCUUUUCUUUGGUGUACUCCUGGGGCAAGACUCCUUAAAUAUGGCAAAGGUAGUUGCGGUGUUUGUCAGCUUGGCUGGUGUUGUCAUGACCACUUUAGGGAAAACUUGGGCCACUGAUGAAUCUGAGUUAACUCCUUCCUUAAGCGGGAAACGCUCCUUGAUUGGGGAUUGUUUUGGCCUUCUAUCAGCUGUAACAUAUGGACUGUUUACAGUACUUCUUAAGAAGUUUGCUGGUGAAGAGGGACAAAGGGUUGAUAUGCAAAAGUUAUUUGGAUAUAUUGGAUUGUUUUCCCUAGUGGCACUUUGGUGGCUUGUAUGGCCACUGACAGCCUUGGGCAUUGAACCCAAGUUUACGAUUCCUCAUUCUGCUAAGGUGGACGAAGUUGUGAUUGCCAAUGGACUUGUCGGAAGUGUUAUUUCUGAUUACUUUUGGGCAUUAUGUGUUGUUUGGACAACUCCAUUGGUGGCAACCCUGGGAAUGUCUCUCACAAUUCCACUUGCUAUGGUAGCUGACAUGGUAAUUCAUGGCCGGCAUUAUUCCGCAAUCUACAUUCUUGGUUCGGUUCAGGUAUUUGCAGGAUUUGUAAUAGCUAAUCUAUCUGAGCGGUUCUCGAAGAUUUUGGGGUUAUAGCAUUCAACAGGUAGAGAUGUUUUCAUCAUUGGAUCUAUGGAAGCAGUGAUAUUUUCUUCAUCCCAUUUUUAGUAUAAUUUUUGUUCCCACAGAUGUCAAGUUGAUUGUCAUUUAUUAGAUCCAUGGUUUGUUAAAUUGUAACAUUUGUGGUGGAAUGCCAUGGUGUGAUAUAUACAAACUACUUUUCUCUUUGUA